AGAAACAUCUGUUCCUUGUUUCUUGACUUUCUUGUUCUGCUAAAUUUCUUUUCCAUGCGAGUUCCAAAUACUUAGCAUGGCUACUUCAAGGGCUGUGGUUAAUUAUUUUAAAUUUAAACGCUCGAAUUUUGUAGGCCAAAGUAUCUUUAAUCAAUUAUCAUGCAAACUUCCAAAUAAAUGUAUAGAAUGUGGAAGAGCUUUCAGCUCAGCGGUUUUGCUAUCCCGUCUAGUUGCGGCUUCUAACCAUUGCGGUGUUCUUGCCGUGCCUAGUAAUUCUAACUGGAAAUCGACGUUUAGGAACUUCCAUUUGAGCAGCUGUGAUUUGGCUCGUAAAGAUUACUAUGAAACAUUGGGUGUGCCGAGAAAUUGUUCUAGCAAGGAUAUAAAGAAAGCUUAUUUCAAUUUAGCCAAGAAGUAUCAUCCUGACACAAAUAGAAAUGAUCCCAAUGCAGUGAAAAAGUUCCAAGAAGUGUCUGAGGCUUAUGAGGUGCUGAGUGAUGACAUGAAGCGGAAGGAGUAUGAUUCGUGGGGAGCCACAUCUGAACAAAUGGGCAUGGGGGGUGGGGGGCCAGGCCCGGGAGGGGCAGGUGCGCGGGGAGGCAUGCAUGAUAGCUACUCCAACAGAUGGGACUUUCAGUCCACCGUCGAUCCCGAAGAACUUUUCAGACGUAUAUUUGGAGACGCUGGAUUCAAAGCAAGCAACUUCACCGCUGACGAUUUUGCUGAUUCCAGUUUUGGAUUUGGACCUGCUCAAGAGGUGGUGUUGAAGUUGAGGUUUGAUGAAGCUGCUAGAGGAGUGAACAAAGAAUUGAAGGUGAAUAUUGUGGACACUUGCCCCAGGUGUCGUGGCAGUCGAGCUGAGUUGGGCACCAAAGCCGAACGAUGUACCUUUUGCAAUGGUACUGGAGUCGAAACAAUUCGCACAGGGCCGUUCAUGAUGAGAUCAACAUGCAGGCAUUGUCAUGGCACCCGAAUGUAUGUGAAGUACAAGUGUGGCGAGUGUGAAGGCAAAGGAAGUACAAUUCAAAGAAAAAAUAUAACUAUACCGGUUCCCGCAGGUGUUGAAGAUGGCCAAACGUUGAGAGUGUCGGUGGCAAAUAAUCAAGAGUUGUUCAUAACAUUCCGCAUAGCUCCUUCAACUUACUUCAGGAGAGAAGGCGCAGACGUACAUAGUGAUGCUGAAAUUUCUCUGUCACAAGCCGUACUAGGAGGCGCCAUACGCAUUCAAGGGGUCUAUCAAGAUCAAACCAUCCAAAUACCAGAGGGAACAUCAUCGCAUACUCGCAUAAGAUUACGUGGCGAGGGAAUGAAAAAGGUGAACUCGAGUGGAAGUGGUGAUCAUUAUGUGCACAUUAAGUUGAAGAUACCCAAGAAGCUGAAUGAACAACAGAGAGCACUGCUGCAAGCCUAUGCUGAAUUGGAAGAUGACACGCCUGGAGUUAUUCGAGGAAUAGUCUAUAAGAAGGACGGAUCCAAAAACGUAGAUGAACAACCAAUGGCAGGUUCUGAGGAUAGUAAUGAAUCAGUUGAAAACGGGGGCUUUUUCAAAAAGAUAAAAAGAGCUUUAUUCGGAUGAAGUAGAACUGCAUAGUGUUAUGAAGUAGCAAACAAUGUUGUGAGGACUCUGGUCAACUACUCAAGAACCUGCGCUCAGUUUUACAGGGGAAUAAUAAUGAAAAUAAAGUGGACGUUAUUGGUAAAAAAGUUGCUGACAACUUAGAAGACACCCCUUCUGAUACAAAACGUGGUCAGAUGUCAUAGAAAGCUUUAAAAUAUUAGUGAAAGCCAGUUAAUUUGUAUAAAAUGACAGUUUCGUAUGAGAAUAAUGUAGUUCUCAUAUGAAAAGAAUGUCCAGAAUACUCUUUAAGGGGAUACUGUUGAAAGUCUGCUAGUUUUCAAAUAAUAUACUUCGCGAGUAGCAUAAAUUAUGAGAUAAUCAACUUAUUCGGUGUUGAACAACGCAUUACAUUUCUAAUUCAUCAAACUGUCUUGGUAUGCUGGAAAGUAAUAUAUAUAUAUAUUUUUCAUAAUACGUUGGGUUCAUUGUACAACAGAUCUUAAGAAAUAAACUUUUCAGAAUUAUUAGAUAAAAUCCUAUAAAAUCUUUAUAAGCUUGAGAGUUUUAAUUUACUGAAAUUUCUUGAGACAUUCUUUAAAGAUUGCUGAAUGUUAUUUUCCACCAAUAUUCUUUAAUAAAUGCAUGAUAAAAUCACGACCUUGAAGUAGCAAGAGGACUGAAAACUGAUGGAUAUAUUAUAGAGCAUAUAUGUAGAAAAUAAUGUAGAUUAUUUUUUGUUCUGUUUGUUGUACAUUUUAUGAAAGUGAACUUAUUCCAGCUCACUUUGGAGAUAAAAUACCAAUAAAAAACAUGACACAUACA
Molecule: messenger RNA, 2380 nt
Organism: Nilaparvata lugens (brown planthopper)
Lineage: Eukaryota; Metazoa; Arthropoda; Insecta; Hemiptera; Delphacidae
Product: protein tumorous imaginal discs, mitochondrial
Exons: 9
Coding region: 77-1576 (499 amino acids)
Biological process (GO): mitochondrion organization; negative regulation of apoptotic process; protein folding
Cellular component (GO): mitochondrion
Molecular function (GO): ATP binding; heat shock protein binding
Source: RefSeq, a predicted model, not a curated record